GAGCGUAAGCGCGUGGUGAAUGUGCACACCACAGUGUAUAUAAAUACGUGAUUCCGUACUCCUUGCCGUACUCCGUAGUUCGUGGAAGGCAGGGGUCGGGUUUGUGGUACAAGAAAACUUGUCCCAGCUCGUAGAUUGUGCCAGAACAAGCCAUGGACUCAGGUGGCGGGGAUCAGCAGCAGUUGGUGGCUGAGGGCGUUCCCUCUGUGGCUGCGGCAGCUGUACUUGUCUCCAGCACUCCCCUGCCAGAAGACACACCUGUGGUCAAAGGUUAUGAUUUCAACGAGGGCAUUGACUAUCACAAGCUCUUUGAAACAUACAAGAACAGUGGAUUCCAAGCAACGAAUUUCGGUUUGGCUGUUGAGGAAAUCAAUAAGAUGCUGGCGGCCCGCGACCAGCCGCUGGCCGAGGAGGACGCGCUCAGCGAGGACGAGUUCACCCGACGCCGCUCAGCCUGCACCGUGUUCCUCGGAUACACGUCUAACAUGGCGUCGGCGGGCGUGCGCGACACGAUCCGCUUCCUGGUGCAGCACCGCAUGGUGGACUGUGUGGUGACCACGGCCGGCGGUGUGGAGGAGGACCUCAUCAAAUGUCUGGCGCCGACAUACGUGGGCUCGUUCGAACUGGACGGCGCGUCACUGCGUAAACGAGGCAUUAACCGCAUCGGGAAUCUGCUGGUGCCGAACGACAACUACUGCAAAUUCGAGGACUGGGUGAUGCCCAUUCUGGACAAGAUGGUCGUUGAGCAGGCUGAGCAGGGCACGCUGUGGUCGCCGUCCCGGAUCACGGCCCGUCUCGGAGAGGAGAUCGCCGACCCCAGUUCGGUGCUCUACUGGGCCGCCCGCAACCGAAUCCCCGUGUUCAGUCCGGCGCUGACCGACGGCAGCCUCGGCGACAUGAUGUUCUUCCACUCGUACAAGCGGCCCGGACUAGUGGUGGACAUCCUCUCCGACCUGCGUCGGCUGAACUCGAUGGCGAUAAAGGCGCAGAGCACGGGCAUGGUGAUCAUCGGCGGCGGACUGGUCAAACAUCACAUCUGCAACGCCAACCUCAUGCGGAACGGCGCCGACUACUCGGUGUUUCUGAACACGGCCGCCGAGUUUGACGGCAGCGACUCGGGCGCGCGGCCCGACGAGGCCGUCUCCUGGGGAAAGAUUCGACCGGCCGCCAAAGCCGUCAAGAUCUGUGCCGAGGCGUCGCUGGUGUUUCCGCUGCUGGUUGGCGAGACGUUUGCGAGGCACCACUUCAGCCGAACGGGAGAGCGGCGGGAGGGUGCGGCGGCAGCAAACGGGCCGGCGCCCUAACCACAGACGGGUCGGCGCCCUAACCACAGACGGGCCGGCGUCUAACCACAGACGGAGGGCGCCCUGACCACAGACGGGAGGGUGCGGCGGCAGCAAACGGGCCGGCUCCCUAACUCCCGCCCAAGGCCCGGUACUUUAGUGACUGGCACUGCCGACGGUACAGUACCGAAGGUCCGGUGCUGUAGGGUUGAUCGGGUAAUGCCGAAGGUCCGAUGCUAUUCAUCGUUCAAUGCUGACUUUUUGUUGUGUAGUGUUGAUCCGGUGCCGCUGGAGGGUUCACUGCUGCCAACGGUCUGGAACUGCAGCAUCGGUACGGUCAGCUAUGGGUCCCAUUAACACGGCUGUGCAGUAUGCGGGCAUGGUAUCCAUCACCAUUGCAGGUGCCCCUACGACUCUUCACCCGGCUAUUUGCCGUUAAUGUCACUGAAAUGGGAAGUGGGUACGUCGGCGUUUUAUUGCAGCUGUGCGGUGGGAAAUAUGUGAUCGUUAUGCUGGUCAAUGCACUGACAAUGUUAACGGUCGCAUUCAGUGAGCGUUCCACUCGCACUGUUACGCUGCCGCUGUGCACUGUGAUGAGACCAGUGUGCAUGACGUAGAACAGGGAACCUUGCGACCAGUGUUUUAAUUCCGCGGCGAGAAAACGGGUACCCAGGCCAUGCCACUUCGUUUGUAUGAUCCUCGCUCGGUUGUCUGUUGCUGUGCUGCCCAGCACUGUUGCGCUUGCAUGUAACUUUGUUUGUGCCUUUACGGUUGUAUCUAACGACGGAGCUGCUAGUGUGACUGCCAGCCUGUGGGUUAAGCCGGGAACUGUGGGUGAGGCCCGUGCGGGAGUCUUCCUAUUGAUCCCUGUGCGGGUCCGCCCGCGGUGACCUGUCCGGCGGCCCAGGCCUGUGACCGGAGGUCGCACCGGCCGGCCGUGCGCCCUUGAUUCCGUUUCGCCAGACAUGUUCACCGCGUGCACGUUCGUGUGGCGUGACGAGCCGUGUGAUCGUGACGGCGUCACGUCCGUCACACGUGGGACUGGGGGGAGUGCGUGUGAUGGGUCAGGUGGCGCGGUCUGUCGACUGCAGCUGACACCGUCCCUUGGUCAGAUAGCGGGGGGGAAUAAGUCGGUGAUACAGGGGAAUUGGUACCGAUUGCUGACCCUUCCCGGGCCAGAUGAUGGUUUGUGUGUGUGUGUGGGGGGGGGGGAGGGAUGACCAGUCAGGUGGCACAGGGGCCGACUGCUGACCCCGCCCCAGAUCAGAUAGCGGGGGGGGGGGUAUAAGUCACUGGUACAGGGGGUCUGCUGACUGCUGACCCCGCCCUAGGUCAGAUAGCGGGGGGUAUAAGUUAGUGGUACAGGGGGUCUGCUGACUGCUGACCCCGCCCCAGGUCAGCGCGCGACGCGCCGCUUUCUCGUCCCCGUAGACACUGUGAUGGGCGCGGACUGCUCAUGUGAGAGCUCAUUUGGCGCGGGUUGUAAGUCAGGUGUUUUGGACAGAUUUUGUUGACUGUUUAUAUUGUGAUGAUUUUGUUGAGGAAUGACGUGUUAUUCGAUAUUUGAAAUAAAUUGUGAAAGUCC
Molecule: messenger RNA, 2868 nt
Organism: Amphibalanus amphitrite
Lineage: Eukaryota; Metazoa; Arthropoda; Thecostraca; Balanomorpha; Balanidae
Product: probable deoxyhypusine synthase
Exons: 10
Coding region: 153-1304 (383 amino acids)
Biological process (GO): peptidyl-hypusine biosynthetic process
Cellular component (GO): cytoplasm
Molecular function (GO): deoxyhypusine synthase activity
Source: RefSeq, a predicted model, not a curated record